AUGGAACAAAACGUAACAAAAUUCGAUCUCAUAAUCCUCGGAGCUUCAGGUUUCACAGGCAAAUACGUUCUCAAAGAAGCACUCGAAUUCCUCAACAACUCAUCCCAAUCACAAUCUUCUCUCACUUCCGUAGCCAUCGCUGGUCGAAACCCUACAAAACUCGCCCAAACCCUAAAAUGGGCUUCAAACCCACAUCCACCGCCGAUUAUCCCAAUUCUCCCCGCCGAUACGUCCGAUCCAUCCUCCCUUCGUUCCCUCUGCUCCCAAACCCGCCUCAUCCUCAAUUGCGUCGGUCCUUUUCGGCUACACGGGGAAACCGUCGUUUCCGCUUGCGUUGAUUCGGGUUGCGAUUAUCUCGAUAUUUGCGGCGAGCCGGAGUUUAUGGAGAGGAUGGAGAGUGAUUACCAUGAUCGAGCGGGUGAAACUGGUUCUCUUGUGGUUUCGGCUUGCGGUUUUGAUUCUGUUCCGGCGGAGCUUGGGUUGUUCUUUAAUUCGUUGCAGUGGGUGGGUCUUUCUGUGCCGAACCGGGUUGAGGCCUAUGUUAGCUUGGAGUCUAGGAAGAGAAUUGUUGGGAACUUUGCUACGUAUGAAUCUGCGGUUCUUGGUGUGGCGAAUGCUAAAGAUUUGCAGGCGUUUAGAAGGUCUAGACCAAGAAGACCUAGGCCUCAGAUUCCUGGGCCCUCUCCUUCAAAAGGACGGACUAUAGAACACCAGAAGAAAAUUGGCCUUUGGGCAGUAGUGCUUCCUUCAGCAGAUGCAAGUGUUGUUCGAAGAACACUUUCAACACUAACAGAAAACCCCAGUGGUCUUCCCAGUUCGAACGAAAGUUCUGAGACGGUUCAAAAAAGAGAGGCCUUCUGGUCAUCGGUGAAGCCAGCUCAUUUUGGUGUGAAAAUAGGCUCAAAGUCUUUGUUUGGCAUUUUAAGAAUCAUCAUGGUUGGAAUUUGUAUUGGCCUUUUUGGAAGCACGGGUUUUGGACGGUGGCUUAUUUUGAAAUUUCCUUCUUUAUUUAGCCUCGGUUGGUUCAGGAAGAAUGGCCCUUCCGAAGAGGAAGUCGAAAGCGCAUCUUUCAAGAUGUGGUUUGUCGGACGCGGUUUUAGUAACGAGAGUCUUGCUUCACAGGAAAACACAAAACCUGAUAUGGAAAUUGUAACAAGGGUAACAGGACCUGAAAUUGGAUAUGUAGCGACCCCAAUAAUUCUUGUUCAGUGUGCUCUCAUUCUUCUCAGCCAGCGCAAAAACCUACCUAAAGGUGGCGUUUACUCUCCCGGAAUCGUAUUUGGUCCUACUGAUCUCCAACAGAAACUUCAACAAAAUGGAAUAUCCUUUGAUGUCAUCUCAAAAAGCACUAUUUCUUCUUGA
Messenger RNA from Lathyrus sativus (Indian pea), 1362 nucleotides. Lineage: Eukaryota; Viridiplantae; Streptophyta; Magnoliopsida; Fabales; Fabaceae. The record is from the annotation of a GenBank genome assembly.